UCAGGAACUGUCUUGUGACUUUUGCUUUAGAUCUGCAUGCGGAAGCCGCAGGUCUCUCGUGCAAUGUUUCUCAUAUCAUGGACACAACCUAAACAACAAACCAAAUCAAAGAAUUAGUUGUACAUCUUAGGAAAGGUAAUAACGCACAAGAUCAUUAACUGAGACAAAAGAACGAGCUAAAGAUGUGGCGAGUACAAAGCCUGGUGGGGAGAGUUUUAAGCCGGUGCCAUGGCAACACUUCGUCUUUGCGUCUCUCAAACGGCCACCAUGUUGAAGACGAAGUCAUCAGCUCAUCAUCGGUGCUCUCUAGCAGUCGGUCUCAAAGAGGGGAUGAUGGGGAGCAGAAGAAAAACAAAAAAACGGCAGAGUUCCGCUCUGCCAGAAUGCCGAGAUACACCGCGCUGGAUGCAGUGGGAUGGGGUGCUGCGGCAGUUCUGUUUAUGCAGAUCUGCAGGAGGAUCCACUCUCAGUUCUCCUCUGUUGGCGAACAGAACCCAAGAACCGCCUGCCAUCAAAAACUGGGUCUUAUACCGAAAUGCACACACAAGAUCCUCCUCGAAAUGCUGUCGGGGCAUGUCGUUUUGCCCCCUGGAGUGUGUGUCAUGGGUUUAAAGGAGGCGUUAGCAAGUCCAGAGCAAAGCAGCAGCAACAGCAGCAGCAGCAGCAGCGUUUAUAAUUACGAUGCUUUAGCUGAACCUGGCAACCUCCUAUUUGACCAGCAGGAGGAGACAAACAACCAUAACAUCACAGAAGCUUUCUCAGACUUUACCGUUCCACAAACAGCAGCUGUCGAACGUGAAGAGCCACAAGGACAGACAAGGUUCUCUCUGGACGAGGCCGAGCAGAACCUGAGAGACGUCGCAGGCAACAGCGUGCCGGUCAUCCUCAACAUUAUCGGUCUGGAGAGUGCAAAAGCAGGAGAUCAUAAGGCAGCGUUCGAGUGUUUCCAGGCUUCGGCUCAGCAGAAUUACAGCAAAGCUCAGUUUAACAUCGGGGUGUGUUAUGAGAUGGGACAUGGAGUCGGGAAAGAUCUUAGCAAGGCUCUGCAAUAUUACAAACGGGCAGCAUUGACAGGUCACCCGCAGGCUCAGUACCGCUGGGCUAAACUUCUCUUGAACACAAGGGGGCAGCAGAGAGUCAAGGACAAACCCGCUGCUACGGCUACAGCCAUCUCUCUUCUGCAGAGCGCCGCUGCUGCCGGACUCACUGAGGCUCAGCUGUAUCUGGGUGUGUUAUUCUCUCAGGAUCCACACACUGAUGGAGGAAAAUCAGUUCAUUAUUUCAGAAUGGCAGCGAACACUGGAGACAGUACUGGUUUGCUGUUUCUCGGUCAGUGCUAUGAGAUCGGGUUCGGAGUUCCCCUCUGUUACACGACUGCAGUUUGUUACUACGAGAAAGCAGCAGCUCAAGGAAACCUGAAAGCCAAGAACAAACUCGACCUGCACAAACGAGAAGUCCUGCGCUCUAUCCGUUCCGCUCCUUGUCUCUCGGUCUUGGAUCGUCUUCCUUUGGACUCCAUGCUUCUUCCGGCACCAACCACAAACCGACAGACGGAUUCACCGACUUCACCACUUCCUCAUUCAUGGAGCAUGGGCAGUCUCUCAGCCCUGCCUCCUUUUACUGAGUGCAGAAGUGGGGGCUGGAUUAUAGGCAUGGGAUAACGCACAUGCACUUAAAUUGUCAAUCAAGGAUUGAUGUUGAACGCACAAGAACCAACAUGGAGCUCUGGUAAUGGGGGAGCUUUUGUGGGAUGUUCACAGAUCCAGUCGGAUUUGAAUGUGAAUGUUUUCAUGUCGUUAUUUGGGUGAGAGUGAACAAGUCACAUUUCUAGAGGCUACAGAGACCUGGAAAGCCUUUUGCUGUAUCUUUAUUUGCAUGUAGGUCUUUUAUAGGUUCUUUGCAUGUUUUUUUAUAUAUGGAUAUGUUUAUUUUUUUGUACUUUGUCAGAAAGCCAAGUCAAGUAUAAAUAGAAACUAGUGUUUAAAGGUAUAAAGUUGUGUAGCAGAACAGUCGUGUUCCAGUACUGAUUUUUAACGCCAGUGUUCAUUUGCUCUUCUCUACUGUAACUGUUUCUCACAAAAGCCAUAAAGAAAACUUUUCCGCCCGGUUGUUUUAGGGCGUUUUCACAUU
Molecule: messenger RNA, 2130 nt
Organism: Clarias gariepinus (North African catfish)
Lineage: Eukaryota; Metazoa; Chordata; Actinopteri; Siluriformes; Clariidae
Gene: dele1
Product: DAP3 binding cell death enhancer 1
Exons: 12
Coding region: 183-1661 (492 amino acids)
Molecular function (GO): protein binding
Source: RefSeq, a predicted model, not a curated record